Molecule: messenger RNA, 2267 nt
Organism: Tachyglossus aculeatus (Australian echidna)
Lineage: Eukaryota; Metazoa; Chordata; Mammalia; Monotremata; Tachyglossidae
Gene: ABHD17A
Product: abhydrolase domain containing 17A, depalmitoylase
Exons: 5
Coding region: 398-1327 (309 amino acids)
Biological process (GO): protein depalmitoylation
Cellular component (GO): endosome membrane; plasma membrane
Molecular function (GO): palmitoyl-(protein) hydrolase activity
Source: RefSeq, a predicted model, not a curated record
ACUUCCAGGCAGCGGAGCCCGAAGCGGUCACAUCCGCCGCGGGCCCGGGCCGGGCGAGGCUGGGGCGGCGGCGCCCGGGAGAAGCCCAGAGCCCUUGCCCGCAGCCCUUGCCCGGCAUGGAGCGCGGGCCCGGAGAGGGGUGGCCUCGAGCCCGAGAUCGGAUGUUCCCAACUGGAGUUGGAAGGAGAAUGAACAGUUUGCCCCAGAAGGCUGGAGUUGGACGAUCCUAACAGAUUUUUACAGGGUGGAAGGAAAACGUAGCUUCUCCUCGUUUUAGUGCUUUUUUUUAUUUUUGUUUACAUUUUAAGAAAUUGUGAUCCCAGGAUUCUCUGCUGUCCUCAGUCCUUUCUCUGGGAUUUUAUAUCCUCCAUCCAGCUAGCCUGAUCUGUCCCCCGCCAUGAACGGCCUCUCUGUUAGUGAGCUCUGCUGCCUCUUUUGCUGUCCUCCUUGCCCCAGCCGGAUUGCUGCCAAGCUGGCUUUUCUGCCCCCAGAGUCUACCUAUACCAUUGUCCCUGAACUGGAUCCAGGUCCUGGGGGUGGGGGCUCCUCUGCUGCGAUCCUCCACGGAGGGGCUGGGGCCCCAGGUCACUGGAAGUUACACCUGACAGAUCGGGCAGAUUUCCAGUACACUCAGAGGGAGCUGGAUACCAUGGAGGUGUUCUUGACCAAAAGCAAUCGGGGCAACCGUAUCAGCUGUAUGUAUGUCCGCUGUGCGCCGGGUGCUAGGUUUACGGUGCUCUUCUCCCAUGGCAACGCGGUGGACCUAGGCCAGAUGAGCAGCUUCUACAUUGGACUCGGUACCCGGAUCAACUGCAACAUCUUCUCCUACGACUACUCGGGCUAUGGAGUGAGCACAGGGAAACCCACGGAGAAGAACCUAUAUGCUGAUAUUGAUGCAGCCUGGCAGGCCCUGCGCACCCGGUAUGGCAUCAGCCCGGAGAACAUUAUCCUGUAUGGACAGAGCAUCGGCACUGUGCCCACUGUGGAUCUGGCUUCCCGCUACGAGUGUGCUGCUGUGGUGCUGCACUCACCCCUCACCUCCGGCAUGCGCGUCGCCUUCCCUGACACCAAGAAGACCUACUGUUUUGACGCCUUCCCCAACAUUGAGAAGGUGGCGAAGAUCACAUCUCCAGUGCUCAUCAUCCACGGCACCGAGGACGAGGUAAUCGACUUCUCCCAUGGCUUGGCGUUGUAUGAGCGCUGCCCUAAGGCUGUGGAGCCCCUCUGGGUGGAGGGUGCUGGCCACAAUGACAUUGAACUGUACAGCCAGUACCUGGAGCGCCUGCGCCGGUUCAUCUCCCAAGAGCUGACCAGUCAGCGCAACUGAGGGGCUUCCCCAACCUCCUGGCCCCCAUCCUAAGGGAUAGCCUGCCAGGGACUCACACCCGUGACUGUUGCUGGAGUUGGGACUGGACAAAUAGACAGGUCAGCAGCUUCUGGUUGCCACAAAUACAGAUGGAGCUCAAAGAUUUUGACAAGGUUGCUGAGAGGACCCAGUCGUUUGAGACAUGGGAACUCCUGGGGCCUUCCCCGGUGCCUACCACAGACUCUGCAAACUAAGGUUGGUCCUGGAAAGGGAAGGGGAAUUCUCCCCCCGCAUCCUCUCAACCCCUUUCUUUCCCUAUCUGGUGGCCUCUACCAGCAGGUGAGCAAAUUGCCCCUCCUCCUCCCCCGCCACCCCUACUGACCUGCAGCAGUGCCCCCUCCCUCCCUCCGCCAAUUCCUGCUCAUGCAGUUGGCCUGGGGCCUGCCCUAUGCUCAAGACAGGCUGAGCAAUCUCCCCUCAAAGACUCCCCCUGCUGCCCUCCUUUACUGCAACAAGAGCAAUAAAACGCCUGCCCAGAAUUGGGUGGCGCAUCUGGUGGCUGGGGCCUCCCUGUUGUACCUCACUGCUCCUGCCGCCCCAAGGAGCUGUUGACUUGCAUGUCACCCAUUGAAUAGCUUGCUCCACCUUACUGUCCCCUCCCAUCCCCAGAGAAGUCAACUCUUCCCCCAGCAGAGACAUGGGCCUGACCUCCGUCCACUUUCCCCAUCCCCAGUGACUCUCCCCAAAGGGAGACUUCCCUUACCACAGGAGCCCGUACUGGUGGGACAGCAGGAAAAGAAGGCCCAGGACUGCUCACUCUCUCCCCCCGCCCCCCAUAGUCCUUUAGCCUGCCCCCAUCAUGUACAGAUAUUUAGCUAAAUGAAGCUACAUCUCUCAAAUGGUUUUGGAAGCCAAAAGAAAAAGAAAGAAAGAAAUUAAAGGUUUAAAAUUUUACAACUUU